This is a messenger RNA of Lithohypha guttulata, 2250 nucleotides long. RefSeq lists its product as uncharacterized. Lineage: Eukaryota; Fungi; Ascomycota; Eurotiomycetes; Chaetothyriales; Trichomeriaceae. The transcript has a single exon. The record is from RefSeq and is a predicted model, not a curated record. Bases 1 to 2250 code for a protein of 749 amino acids.
AUGUCAACAUCAGCAAAGCGACGACGAACCUCACCCACUACGUAUGUGCCUAUCAGCGACGAGGACACCCAGACUUCACGACUUGAGAAACACGUCACGCCCAAGCGACACUUGUAUCGAUCACCUACGAAGUCCUCUCUUGCUAGAUCGCAUCCUAAGGUUCUACAACAGACCCAAGAAGCUAAAGAGCGAAGAGAGUCCGUGCCGAACAGAAGGCAGAGUUUACUGGAUGCAGUAAUGAACAACAAACCGUUGUUUUGGUCACAGAACGAGCGUUCGGAGCAACCUCAGCCUUCUGUGUCAGACAGAGCACCUGAACCUGUACACCGUACACCUGCUACCCCGAGAGCCAGCAACGUGAUAACAGAUAUCGCGAGCGUCUUCAGGGACAUAGUGCCACGAGCUUCCUCCUCCCGACCUACACCUGGCGAACGUGUCAUCUCCGAAGUCCAGCCCGAAAUUCCAACACCGCGUCGUAGAUGGGUUUCACCUGUCGCUUCUCCACGUAUAGUGCCGAAAUUGGUCAAGAGUGCAAGCAAAAUCGCUGCAGAAAGAUCUCGCAGAAGCAGUUCUGUAGAACUACCACCUACGCCAGUCCAGUUGGGGAAAGACCCAGUUCCAGAACGACCUAGAGGUCUGCUUACAAGUAGUCCAGGUGGAGGUGGGAGGAGGAGAGAUAGAGCACGAGGUGGAGCCAUUACGAGUAGUCCGUUGAAACCAAGGAAUGUCGCACCUACGCCGCCAGCACCACUUGAGGUGGACGAUGAAGAUGUUGUACAAAUGGAGGCCGCAAGUGGGAUUGGUGACGAGGAUGAGCGGACGGCACGCGAGGAAGAGGGUUUAGGUGAGCUAAUAUUAGAGUUGUCACAAUCAGAGGGCGAGCAUACAGCUGCUCAACAGCAUGAAGAGCAAGACCCAGAGAAUGAGACUGCAAUACAGCUUGCGGAUAGCGAAGUGCACUUGCCAGAGGCUUCACCAGAUGAAACAGAGCAUGUAUCUUCAGGUAUUGACCAAGAAGCAGAAUCGGAAAUUCCACAACAACUGGAGCACUCGCGGUCUGACGGAAGGGAACAAGCUGAACCAGCAGUAGGAAAAACACCCCAUCCAUACCAGCCAGAGGACAUGCCGGCAGACAAGGAAGAACAAGCGACUUAUGCGAACGCCAACCUUGCACAACCCAAAGAUGUCGAGUCCACCGAUAUAGCAGACGAAAGCGACGACCCGAUCGUCCAAGGCAAAAUUGAAGAGCUCAAAGCACUACAAGCACAGCUCGAGACUCUGGGGGCAAACUGCGGCAGAAUAGAAGCCGUCAGUAAGAACCUGCAGCAAACAACGACACAGGAACGGUCCGAUCAAGCUGUCGAGGAAGCUCUCGAACUACUCCUCGAUGCUCUUCCAAUAGCAUCCUCGACAUGGCCAGUUCCUCAAGAAGAUGCUCAGAUGUUCAGUAGACAGGCCUCGAAAUACCUAAACCUUUUCGCACAAAGCAGUCUACAGCUUUCUCAUAGUACCAAUGAAAAGACGAUCGGGAACACUCAACAUACAGCUCAUCAGAUUACCCUCACAGCUCCUGCUCCUUGGCCAGCUAGCAUCUUGGACGUUAAUCUUGAAUCCACUAUGGACACGAGCUGCAACGUCAUGGAAAUUGUGUUGACUAGAAACAACGAAAUCCCACAUGUGCUCAGGAAAUGGAUAGAAACCAGACUUGAGGACCCAGUACUGAAGUGUGAUCUCGCUACGAUCGCGACAGGAAUAGGACAUUACUUCCGAGAGGACGUUAAGCGUGCAAAAGUCUUUCAGAUCCUACAGAACAUCCAAGAUCCAAGCCCGAACACAGACGGCACAAUCACCCAUCUCGACAGUGUCGUCUCCAACAUCAACGAAGCAAUGGCCCUUCUGCCCUACCUCAACACAUCCUUCCAUUCCUUCACCAUCGGACCAAAGCCGCAGCAAGAACCUCGGACCCGUCGAUCGUCCAGCAACACCCAACAAAUCAUGCUCAAAUACUCUAUUGCCCUGGAUUGGAUCGGUCAGCCAGCCAUCGAGACAGAUAUAUGUCCAGUCGGGUUCUGUGUAGAUACCGUCAAGCACACUAAGAAUUUAUUCCGACAGAUUCAGGAGAUUGAAGGGGUUGUGGUGGCUUUUCAGAAAGUGUGGGAGCUGCUUGGGGCGGGUACGGUGGAGGAUCAUGACAAGGGAACGAUGAGGAAGGGGAAGAGUAGGGCGAGGAGGAUGACUGUGUUUGAUUAG